AUGCUCAAGAAUUCAUCUUGGAAACUCGACGAAACCAACCUGGCCAACUUUGGGUCCGAACUCGAAAGGGAACAUCGCAAGACUGAAGGAGCUCUUGAGACAGCCUGGAACUAUGAAGGUUCCCCUAUCGGCCAUGAAGUUGGUAUGUGGAUCUGGCGCGUGCAAAAUUUCAGCUUGACCACUGUUCCAAAGAGCCAAUACGGCCAAUUUUAUCAAGGCGAUAGUUAUAUCGUUCUCAAGUCUACCAAGAAGGAGAAUACCGACGGAUUGAUCCACAACAUCCAUUUCUGGCUCGGUUUAGAAACGACUCAAGAUGAAGCAGGCACAGCUGCUUAUAAAACAGUAGAACUAGAUGACUUCUUGGACACUUUUGCUGUUCAGCAUCGUGAGGUUCAAAAGAGAGAAUCUCGUCUUUUUUCCAGCUACUUUAGAGCCAUUACCUAUCUUCAAGGUGGUUUCGACAGCGGUUUCAAUCAUGUAGAGGAAGAAGAGCUUCAUACCAGAUUAUUGCGUAUCCACAAGCCCAAGCAAUUGGAAGGUUCUCGUACUAGAAAUGCAGUUGUCAUCUCUGAAGUAGCAUUGAGCCAUGAAAGUUUGCGCUCGACAGCUGUAUUUGUGCUUGAUACAGGAGAUAUCGUCUACCAAUGGCAGGGAGAGAAUGCAAAUGGUAUUGAAAGAGCCAAGGCGGCUGAAUUUAUCUCUCAAUUGAUCUCUGAGCGUAAUGGAAAGGGAGAAAUGGUCAUUGUUGAGCAAGGAUCUGGCAGUGGUGAACGUGAUUUCUAUGAGGCAUUGGGCUCUAAUGGCACGAUAGCUGAUGAUGACGAGGAGGAGACUGAAGAUGAAGAAGAAGGCGAGCAGGUGGAUGGCAACAAGAAACUAUUGCGCCUUAGCAGUUCUGGACCAUUUGGUAUGGGUCACUUGAAAUUUGAGGUUGUGGCUGAAGGCACCAUUUCCAAGGACAUGUUUGAUACAAAUGAUGUAUUUGUAUUUGAUGUUGGACAUCAAGUGUACACAUGGAUUGGACACAAGGCCAGCCGCAAAGAACGCAGACAUGGGCUCGAAUAUGCCCAAAAGUAUGUGAAAGAAUGUCCAGGACGCUCUGCAUUUACACCCAUCUGUCAGGUGGUUGAGGGCGGAGAAGAUGAAUUAUUCGAGGCUAGCUUAGAAGGUUGGCAGGGAUGGUAA
Messenger RNA from Mucor velutinosus, 1185 nucleotides. RefSeq lists its product as uncharacterized. The coding region runs from base 1 to 1185 and encodes 394 amino acids. NCBI's taxonomy places the organism in Eukaryota, Fungi, Mucoromycota, Mucoromycetes, Mucorales, Mucoraceae. Gene Ontology annotation, molecular function: phosphatidylinositol-4,5-bisphosphate binding; actin filament binding. Gene Ontology annotation, biological process: actin filament severing; barbed-end actin filament capping. The transcript has 7 exons. The record is from RefSeq and is a predicted model, not a curated record.